Messenger RNA from Echinostoma caproni, 756 nucleotides. NCBI's taxonomy places the organism in Eukaryota, Metazoa, Platyhelminthes, Trematoda, Plagiorchiida, Echinostomatidae. The record is from the annotation of a GenBank genome assembly.
AUGCCGUCACCGGAGUAUCUUCAAUCAGAAGUGGUUCGAUUGCGACAACAGUUACAACUGUCCCGAGAGGAUGCGGCUCGUGCGGCCAAUCGCCUCAGUCAACAGGAGGCGGAAUUAGCUCAUUUGCGACAGCUGUUGGAACAGAUACGAACCAAACCGUCGGGGUCAAUUGUUCCGGCUCAGCACACGAGCACCAGAAAGUCGUCUAUGCUUAAUUCUACCAGUCGAGCCAGAACCGAGGCCUCGUUACACGGGGUGAACAGUAAUGGUGUGACCAGUACAACUCGUCUCCUGGCACAAAAUCGAAAACCCGCCAGCGAUUCGCAGCUGGUCAGAACCUCAGGCCCCUCAGCCGCGGUGACUACGACGGCUACGACCACAUUCGAGGAAUUGGAUGAUGCAAUGGCAAAGUUGGAACGGGAGCAAAACGAACUGAUGCGUGAACAGGCUCGUAUUCGUGCCCGUUUGGCCGCCAGCCGCCCGAACACAGCAGUCUCGGCUGCACAGUCCAACGCACAUCUCAAUUCCAACCCGAAAUCGGCCAGUGCUGCCGCCCUUUCCGUCCGAAGUCCGAAAUUAUCCUCCGUCAAAUCAAAUCCCUCCGCCACAAACCAUGCGCUCGGACUUGGGGUUACACGAUCAUCUGGCUUAGAUCCGUCCAGUGCUGUGAGCAAUGUUGUGCCAUAUGGACCCCGGGUCCGUCACGGACCACCGCCAAAACCGCGGGAUGCGAACUCUCCACGCUAUGCAUACUAG